AUGCACGGCCGCCCUCUGAGGGGCGAGAGGUCCUCGACCGCCCCGACUGUGAGGUCUGGUGCUGCAGGACGCGCCGGCAUUCGACCCCCGACGACUAGAACAUCGUCGCUCAGACACCCGCUCAGCCAUUCUACUUCCGCCUCCAGGAUUGACCGCACCGCCGCGUCCUCGCCCGCGGGGUCCGUGUCGUCCGUGAACACGACCGCUACGAAGCGCAAGGAACGCGACUACGAGAUCGAAACCACCCAAGAGACGAAUAUCAACGUAGUGGUCCGAUGUCGAGGACGCAACGAGCGCGAAGUACGCGAGAACAGUGCCGUGGUCGUCUCCACCGAAGCCGUCAAGGGGAAGCUGGUCGAGUUGUCCAUGGGCCCCAAUGCCGUGAGCAAUAAGACGUACAACUUCGACCGCGUCUUCUCGCAGGCCGCCGACCAGAGCAUGGUAUACGACGAUGUCGUCAAACCCAUCCUUGAAGAGAUGCUCGGGGGAUAUAAUUGUACCAUAUUUGCCUACGGUCAGACCGGCACCGGAAAGACAUACACCAUGUCUGGUGAUAUGACCGAUACACUUGGCCUGUUGUCCGAUGCGGCCGGAAUCAUCCCCCGGGUACUGCAUAACCUAUUCAACAAGUUGGAAAUGGAGGACACGGAAAGCUUCGUCAAGUGCUCCUUCAUCGAACUGUACAACGAGGAGCUACGCGAUCUGAACUCUGCUGAGGAGAAUGCCAAGUUGAAGAUAUUCGACGACACGACCCGAAAAGGACAUGCCACGACCGUCGUCCAAGGCAUGGAGGAGUCUCACAUUAAGAACGCGGCAGAUGGCAUCAAGCUGCUGCAAGAUGGCAGCUUGAAACGACAGGUGGCCGCUACUAAGUGCAACGACCUUAGUAGUCGGAGUCAUACCGUGUUCACGAUUACCGCAUGUAUCAAGAGGACCGGAGAGGAUGGCGAAGACUAUGUCAGUGCCGGAAAGCUCAACCUGGUCGAUUUGGCUGGAAGCGAGAACAUCCAGCGUUCCGGCGCAGAGAACAAGCGUGCGGCAGAAGCCGGACUGAUCAACAAGAGUCUACUCACCCUGGGUCGAGUCAUCAAUGCUUUAGUGGAUCGCGGCUCACAUAUCCCCUACCGAGAGUCGAAGCUCACUCGCCUGCUACAAGAUUCCCUUGGAGGUCGAACCAAGACCUGCAUCAUUGCAACCAUCUCUCCGGCAAAGAGCAACCUGGAAGAGACCAUCUCGACACUCGACUACGCUUUCCGAGCCAAGAACAUCCGAAACAAGCCCCAGAUCAACCAGUUGAUCAACAAGAAGACACUGCUUCGGGAGUUCACGCAUGAGAUUGAAAGACUCAAGAGCGAACUUAUCGCCACGCGGCAGAGGAAUGGUGUAUACUUGUCAAACGAAAGCUACGAGGAAAUGACGGUGGAGAGCGAGUCGCGUCGGAUUCAGAAUGAGGAGAAGGCUGCCAAGAUCGAAACACUCGAGUCCAACCUGCGAAACAAGGUCCAGGAGCUGUUCUCCCUGACCUCGAGUUUUAUGGGAUUGAGAAAGGACCAUGAUGCGACUAAGUUGUUGCUGGACGAGACAAAGGGUGUUCUCGAUCAAACCGAGCUCGUGCUGGAGGCAACUCGCAAAACGCUCGCCGAGGAGACACGAAUCCGGCAAGCACACCAGAAGACCGAGGAACAGAUGCACGCUGUUGGCGGCGAGCUUAUUAAUACUCUCCACAAGACCGUCGGCCACGUAGGGGGCUUACACGCAAAGAACAAGCGGAAGUCUGAUCUUCAAUCCCUGAAUAGAAGCAAUUGGGGCAUGGCCCAGGGCCAGGUUUCGGAGGUCACGUCUUUGGUUGAGAGUCGCGUGGAGGAGUUCCGCAGUGAGCAACAACACCACAUCUCGAGCAUUUCAGAGCGGAUGCAAUCCUUUGUACACGAGGAGCUGGAGAAGCUCUCGUCGACUCAAUCAUUCCUAGACCACAAUCUUGAACUCUUCGCUCAGUCUAAGAAGGAGCUGGUUGAGCAGAAGCAAAAAUCGAAAGACGAAAUGGAUGAGGUGCUCGACGAAAUCAAGGAGGUUCGGGACAACAUAAAGGAGCGAGUGGGCGAUAGUCUCCAGGCCAUUGCCUCUGCAGCCGAGCGGAUCUCCCAAGACGUUCUCAGUGAACUGAGCACUUUCCACAGCCAGCUUCAUACAUCUUACUCCUCUCUUGGCCGAGAGUUUAGGUCGAUCUUCGAAGAACUCCUACAACACAUCUCCUGUCAGAAGAAAGAGUCGGACGAUCUGAGGCAACAGCUCGAAGGCGCCAGUGAGACGAUUGUCCAGUCGAAUGCUUUAGUAUCGACUCGGCUGCAGGAAGUCAUCAACGAAGAACGAAGGCAAGCUGCUCAAGACCGACGAAACUUGCUGGCCCAGAUCACGAACCUCAUCAACACUCAAGCCGAGGUUCAAGAAUCGCGUCUAGCUGACAAAGCGGCAUCCAUCCAGCAAAGCGUCCGGGAGAACAAUAUGGAAUUCGAGGGCAGCGUGGCCCAGUACUCGCAGGGCAUGGACAGCUGGAACGAACAGGAAGACCAGCUCCUAGACGAAGUUGCCAAAUCGCGUGAAACGCUCAAGACCAAAAUGAAGGAUGACUGGGAUGCCACGAACACACACAGCACUUCGAUACAAGGUACCACCAAGUCGGUCCACGCAGAAACAAUACGUGUUGUCGACGAGCAAAUGAUGGAUCUCGAUGAGCAGAUAACAUCGUUGGACGAUUUUGUGACUCGUGCCCAAUCCGAGAAUGCACAGCAUCACGAUCAGCAUUCGAGUUCCCUUCGGAGCCUCUCUCAGACGGUCGAGGGCUCUUAUGCCAAGAUUGGGGAUCACUUCAAGUCAACCUGCUCCCGCGUUGAAGGGCUUGGGUCGGAGAUGGACACAGAUAUUGGCACUGCCCAGGACGCAUUGGAGCCAUUGCCAGAAAACCUCUGCCAGCCCCUCGCGGAUCUCCGCGAAGACAUCUCCAGUACCGUCCUACAAGAAUACCGACCCACGGGCGACACACCACAGAAGACGACGUAUGAAUACCCCACCGAGCUUCCACGUACGGAAUCACAUGAGGCGCUAAUCGUCAAACUGGAUGGGGAACCGUCACCGAGCAAGGCCGCUGUGUUUGUCGAUAGAGACCCAACGCUUGCGGUGAACCGCUCACCUUCCAGACGAUAUGCCUCAGAGCAGUCUUUCCCGCUCACAGACCGAGACCGCCCUCCCACGUCUAUGAGCCUUCGGGAGGUGCACCCGAACAUAAACAGCUCAAGCUCGUUUAACUUUGACCCACGCGCCAACGCCACUAUCCAUGGGUUCAGCGCUAGUAUCGGACCUGUGAGUCUUAUGGGUGCUGCUGCGGACGUGGUCGAAGAUCAUACGAUGCCGCUGUUUAAGAAGAGCAGGUCUUCGCGGCCCAAAGGGGAGAAGAAGUCGGCGAGUGUCGAAGGGCGGGAGAACAUGCCGCUUCUGUCAUCGAUCGUCCCGGGUGGUGGGCGGGAGGUCUUCUCUCAGAGCGUCACUAGGAGAAAAAGCCCACGGCUCAACUGA
Molecule: messenger RNA, 3570 nt
Organism: Anthostomella pinea
Lineage: Eukaryota; Fungi; Ascomycota; Sordariomycetes; Xylariales; Xylariaceae
Source: the annotation of a GenBank genome assembly